GUUCUGUAUAAGUUUUACAUCUAGGAUAAAAUUACAAUCUGUCUAACUUAAUGUAUAAAUGAAUUCAAUUUGUUAAAAAAGAUGGGAAAGAAAAGAAAUAUUCAAUCAUCACCUGCACCUGUACCUGGCAGGGUAAAGGUAGAGAUAAAAGAUGAAUUAGGAGACAGUGAUGUACUUGUAGCAAGAGAUCGUUUGAAAGGAGCACUUAGAGAAUUGUUACAACAUAGUGAUACAGGAUCAUCAGCAGACUCAAGUGAAGAGAGUUCUGCUCAAGAUUAUAAACAUCAAGUGAAAAAAAUUGAUAAUAUGUACAGAACAAAAUCAAUGGGUUUCCAACAGCCACGUAAAGUACGACGUCGUAGACAAAUACAAAUGGAUACUGCAUUUCACCAUACAUAUGUAAUGAAAUUAUUUGAUAGAAGUGUUGAUUUAGCACAAUUUCAAGAAGACACACCACUUUAUCCCAUAUGCAGAGCAUGGAUGGCUAAUCAACCAAGGAAUCCUAAUCUUGUACCAAAAGUACGCAGUCCAAGUCCAGAAAUAGUAAAUGAAGUUAAUAUAAGGAAUAAUAUACUGGAUAGUAAUGGAGAAGUUCGUGAUGUUUAUUAUUUGCCACCUCCAUUACCCUGUGAAGAAGCUAUACCUAGAAAUCGUAUACCUUCGCCAAUACCUAGGGAAAAGGAAGAAUUGAAUUUAGAUUAUGACGGACAAAUUGUGAAAUCGCGAGAAACAUUGUUAAGAGAACAUAGAGUACAUUGGAACGCUGUACGCAAAAAAUGGCAUCAACAAGCGCAUAAGAAUGAACAACGUUUUGUGCAGAGUGCAAGUAUAUUAAAUACUAUAUUUAAAAGGGCACAAUCCGAAUUUGAGUAG
Habropoda laboriosa is the source of this 873-nucleotide messenger RNA. RefSeq names its product protein lin-37 homolog (gene mip40). Lineage: Eukaryota; Metazoa; Arthropoda; Insecta; Hymenoptera; Apidae. Gene Ontology annotation, cellular component: transcription repressor complex; Myb complex. The record is from RefSeq and is a predicted model, not a curated record. The transcript has 7 exons. Gene Ontology annotation, biological process: negative regulation of transcription by RNA polymerase II. Bases 82 to 873 code for a protein of 263 amino acids.